AUGUUCCCACACUCAAUGCCGCCGCACAACUACCAGCCCUACUACCCGCCGGUCAUGUCUGUUCCGCUACCAGUCGCCAAUCCUGGACCUGAACCUCUACGGCCCUCGACCUGCUACAUGGUCGUCCGCCAACAGCCUAGGGAAGCGCUGGUUACCAUCAAGGGCAAGGAAAAGUUUCGCAAGCCUGUGGAUCCACCACCGAUCAUCCAGCUCAAGCUUGCUAAUGACUCCGAUCCUUCGAACCACUACCUGCAAAACCCAUACAUCUUCGUCAGUGUAUCCUUGUAUAAACCAGACAGAGAUGAACCCGUCGAGCACACCCCGAACGACUCGUUGGCGGGCACCCUGGUGUCGUCCCUGCAUCGUCUCAAGGACGUUGACAAUAAGGAUGGCGGUUUCUUCGUCUUCGGCGACAUCUCUGUCAAGAUCCAGGGUAGCUACAGACUUCACUUCACCAUGUACGAGUUCCAGCCUUCAUCAUCCGAGUUCCAAUUCCUCAAUUCUGCUACGAGCGAAAGGUUCGAUGUCGUACUCCCCAAGGACUUCAAGGGUCUCGAGGAGUCUACGUACCUCUCGCGGGCGUUCUCCGACCAGGGCGUCCGCCUGAGAUUGCGCAAGGAAGCUAGAGGGAUGAUGAGCAACAAGCGAGGAUAUCCGACAGACACAGAGUCGACCUCGCAGGCGCCCAUCGCUCCCAGCUACGAGUUCCAGUCUUCGAAGAGGAGGAAGGAGGAUUAUAUCGAUAGCCCCGUCACCCCAAGCUCCGCGCCCCGCAUGAACAGUAUUUCGUUCGGUAGCAUGCCUCCCAGCAUAGGCUCUAACGCUCCGCUCAUGACGCCUUUCCAGUCCAACCCAUACGCACCCGUUACCUCGUUCGAGCAGCCACAAGAGCAGAUGAGACCACAAAUCGACCAGCAUCACCUGCAAAACUACUACUCAGCUCCGAGCGUCCACGCGCGACUGCCACAACCACCACAUCACUCGGCGUACGCUGCGUACAACCCGAUGCCAUAUCCCCAGCCUCGGCAGCAAACAGCGCAAGACCUCUACCCGAUGGUACCUAACACGUUUGAUCACCACGAAGACGGUAGCUGGGACGAUAGCAAGACCUAG
Molecule: messenger RNA, 1113 nt
Organism: Alternaria atra
Lineage: Eukaryota; Fungi; Ascomycota; Dothideomycetes; Pleosporales; Pleosporaceae
Exons: 1
Coding region: 1-1113 (370 amino acids)
Source: RefSeq, a predicted model, not a curated record